CGCCUGGUGGUCGUCGGUUGUGAAUGACUGGAGAUUCUAUCAUCUUCGCCGAUUAAAUGAAUGGUUUGAAGCCUUAUCAUUUGGAAAUCCUGAGAAAGGCUUCCGUCGUGUUGGAUUCGUUCACUCUUUCGCGGUCGAUGUGGCUGCUCUAGCUUGCGCAUAUGGCUGUUGGAGUUGCGAGGUUUUGGCUAUGGUGGAUUGGUGUUACUCCUUCUUUUGACUCUUCCUUCUCGAUUUCCUGACCAUGCGCCUCUAUUCUUACAAUCUAUUCCAACAAACCGCUGCACUCUUGUUAUACACACUCAGUCGGCAUCUACCAAACGGAAACUAGCAGAUAGACCGUCAAUAAUACACAACGCAGCCAUGGCAGGUGGCAAAGGAGUCUCCACGUUCCCUUUGGUCCGGAUCUCGCCUCCGCAUAUCAACGUCGACCUCCACAAUUCAUUCGAUGAAGUGACCCAACGCACGGUGGAUCAGAUACUUUCAGACGAGGCAAGCUUUGAGAACAGCUUUGACGAUUAUAGCGGUAGCGAUGGUAUAAACGGAGAGGAUGAUAUGACACGAAGCGGGGGUCACCGCACCUCGGCAAUUACCGCUGCUACGCAAUCUGCAAACGUGGACUCGCCUUACUUUCCAAGCAAAAAGCGCUCGAAGACCCAAAAAGCGGCACAGAGACACAUCAGUCGCAUGGACUCGAAUGACGAUGAAAACGAUACCGAGUCUAGUACGAGUGUGGUUGGGCCUAAUGGACACACGCUCGUCGAUGAUGGCGAAACUCUGGAUGACGCCUCUGAGGAGGACAUCGUCUUCGCGUCUGUAGACCUAGAUAAGAGGAUGGAACUGCUUACCUUUAUCAGCUCACACCCGUUCAUGAAGAAAGGCGAAUAUCCUGUACUACGAUCUGCGCGACGAAGCUUCGUUCGUGAAUUACGUCGAAAGAGUCGAUCGCUUGGUAUGAAAGAGGCUGAUCUUGAAAGGCUGGUUGCAUAUGUCAAGAAGAUCUACCUUGAGCUGUAUGGGAAUGGCCAGAUGAGUCUGGAUGCUUCUGGAUUUGGCGAGGAGAUCAAGGAUGGGCAAACAAGCCCACCGAAGUCGUCUAACAAGGACAACAAGAGGAAGCGAGGCGCCAGCAAUGAUCAGGUGACAACAUCGAAACAGGAGGAGAAGAAGACAACCUCGAAGAAAAGAAAGUCGCUCGAACCCAUCACGAAUGGACACCGUAAAAAGUGUGAAACUGAUGGUCCGGACGCAAACAUUACGAUAGCGAAGCCUCCCGCGUCUCAUUCCAAGGUCAGCCGGGAAAGAACUACAGAUGCCGCCAAGGGCAUGCCGGCAAUUACUAUUGAUUUAUGCCCGAGUGGUAACGAAAGUCCCGAGCCAGUCACCACGCAGAAUAAUAGAAGGAAGCGCGAUAAUCGCAAACAGCGAAAGAAGAAACAAUUUCGCGCAAGCCUUACGAACGCUGAACAAGUCGCAUUGUCGACGAGAUUUUUAGAUACCAAUGAUUCGCAAAGUUCAACCACCAGCGAUGAGGUGAGGUCAAAGUUUUUCAUCGCCCCCCGGAAAUUGGAGAAAGGGAAUGUGCAUUGCGGAGAGAGAAGAAGUACCCACUCAAAGAAUGUUCUUGAUCGGAUACCCGAAGAAACCCGAAUUCUCCUAUCCAAGCUGAAUCUUUCAUCAGAUUUCCUUUCUACUGAUUCAGACUUGAGUGAUGUACCUAGCGGUUUCGAUGAUAUUCCAUUUCUCUACUCUCCCGAUGUCUCACCUAUCCAGACACAGUGUGUAUCAGAGGCCGUAGAGCCAAGCACGCCGACUAAAGCAACAUCGAUAGGGGCUGCUCCUGUGCUGCCUAGAACACCACGUCUGAGGUCUCAGAAGAUAUCCCCAUACUUUCCCAAACCUCUGGUCGACCCUGAUUCAUGUCUUCCGUUUCCACCCAUCGAUGCGCCAUCAUUCGGAUUAGUACAGGAGCAACUUGCCCAUGAUCCUUUCCGUCUACUAAUUGCCACCAUAUUCUUGAACCGUACUCGCGGGGGCGUUGCGCUUCCAGUACUAUUCAAAGUGUUUGAUCGGUUCCCAACGGUGGAGGCGAUGGCAUCGACGGACCCAUCCACCCUGGCAUCUAUGAUACACUGUCUCGGAUUCCAGAACCAGCGAGCGAAGAAGUGCAUUGCACUAGCCCAGACCUGGCUGGCCUUCCCACCUACGAAAGGAAGGCGCUACCGCAAACUUCACUACCCCUGCAAGGGAGAUGGACGUGAUAUCGGCGCCGAUGAAACCAUUGCUGAUGAUGACGCUCGCGUGGGUUGGGAGAUUGCUCACCUUCCUGGUGUCGGACCCUAUUCUUUGGACAGCUGGAGGAUCUUCUGCCGUGAUGAACUCCGGGGACUUGCCUCGGAUUGGAGAGCUCAGGGAGCUUCCAAGGCGUCUUUCAGACCUGAGUGGAAAUCAGUGUUGCCGCAAGAUAAAGAGCUACGAGCGUACUUGACGUGGAUGUGGUUGAAGGAGGGUUGGGUGUGGGAUAGACACACUGGGGAGAGAACAGUGGCGAGUGAACGAGUGAUGCGAGCAGCACGUCGCGGAGGGGUGGCUCAUGAGGAGGAUGGGAAUUGGGUUCUGGAGAUGUCGCCUGUGAAGAAGGCGUCGAAUGGAUUGACAGCAUGGAACGAAAAUAUCAACCGAUCCGACAGUGGGGACGAGAAGCAGGAAACAAGGGGUGGAAAGGAAGAACGACAACGCUCUAUUGCCGUCUUCUACCCUUCCUUUCACCCUCUUUUUCGAAACCUUUCCACCUUCUUCCACAUAAUGUUUCUACCGCUGAGACUAAAUGAACGAGAUCGCGAUAGGGACCGGGAGAGAAAGACUUCUUCAUCUUCGACCCUUUCAUCCAAAUCCAGACCACGCAAGAAUCGCUCGUCCCACGGACAGACCUCCCGCACUUCAACCAAGGAACGCGACCCUGAUACUCCCACGGGCCGCGCCUCAACCCCUUCCACAUCUACUUCCAAUUCCCGCAAAAAGCGCCGCUCCUCCAUGCCUGGGGUCGACAGCGCCAGCCACUCGGGCACAGCCUCGUUCCUCGAGUCGAGGACCAGCCUCCCAUACCCGACCUUCUCCAAAGCCCACAGCAAAGAAGUCAUCAGCAAACCGAGCAUCCCUACACCGGAUCCGACCGACCUGACCGAGGGAGGUAAAGAAGGUAGCAAUGGAGAUGCGAAGACCCGUGCCGAGAAUAACAACCAAGCGCCCCCCAGCCCGCCGCUGACGAGCGUGGACCAGCAAUCACACAAGGCAAGCACAGUUGGUAGUAAAGAAGAGAAAGGAGCGGAGGAGAAGCCAGAGAAGCCAAAAACCAAGAUUCGGAUCAGAGCAGAAUCUACGCGGUCAUCCUCGAGUCUGCGGUCGAAGAAGGAUGACGGUUCCAAAACGAGCAAGCCAACACGGUCGGAGACGGUAAAACCGAAGCGCUCCAGCUAUGAGUCUGAUUUGCCGUCACGGACGGCUAGUCGCAAUUCGACUCGGUCAAAGAUCGUCGAGGAAACGGCUUCCCCCAAGCGGCCAUCCAGCCAUGCCACUCCCCCUCGCUCACCCGCGACAGUGCGCGACAUUGGUCCGGACUCAGCAAAUGGAUCGGACGCAACCAUUGCGCCGCCUCAUCAGUCUACAACCUCUCGCAAGCCGAAGAGUCCAGAGAAGCCGCCAUCGCGCAACCAGACGCGAUCGUCGGCCUCAUCUCGCCCGAGCUUUGGGGCUCGUACACCGGUUGACGCUGCGUAUGAUUAUGGACGACCACCCACAGCAAGCUCUGCCUACGGUGCUCCACCACCGCCACCGCCUCCUCCCGAAGUUCCUGUCUCGAUUCCAAAAGUCGACUAUCUUCUACAGAAUGGUGGGCUAGACCAUCGUGUUCCGAAGUCUAUGCUCGGCCCUUCUGUUCCCGAGGGUUCGCCGUAUGCGCCAUCGCCUUCUCAAACCGCGGCAACCAAGAUAUUUGAACCGUUCAACAGACUGCUCGAGGAUUACAACAAUGUAAUGGCCAAGAACGGGUCGCUAGCGGUUGCCACGGGGUAUCGGUCUGUCGCGCGCCGCCUGCUCGAUCGCUUGGAAGCGGUGUUUGCCCGUGACAUUUCAUGCGAGUACUGCAGUUGUCUGAUGUGUGAGCAUGAGACAAUGGAAGAACGUCCGUCAGGCGUCAGCUGGGGUGAGGUAUUGGAGCUUGUCUCGGGUCGUCGUGAACUUCCCAGCUGGCCGGCUUUCAUAUUGAACCCAGCUGUGGUUGACGCGAACUGGUCUGGGGAGGAACAUAUUCCCAUGCAGAAGCUGGACAUUGAUGUGCCGGAGGAGUAUCGUGACCACUUUAUUCGUCAAUCGCGCAAGACGAAAGUUGCUGUGGACAAGUGGCUCAACGAGCAGUCCGGUCAGGCUACGAGCGCGCCUGAGGAGGUAGAUGACGAAACCCUGACCUUUGCCAUCUUGACCCAUCUCGGACCUCACGAGCGUCAACUAUUCUCUGCUCUUCUCGGCCUCGGCUCUACAGUGCCUACACCGCGACCGGAGGGACCACCGCGGCCCCGACCCGCACCAUUGGUGUCAUCGUCGCUCGCCAUCCAGCGACUGUACCGAUUGACCUCCGCUCCGCGCGAUCCAGAAGCUGCCAUCUACAUGCUGAACAAUCCCGGCAUGCACCAUGUUCUUGCCACCCUGGCAGCAAUCAGUGACGACGAGUGGGACAUCUUGAUCUCUGGUCGGUUUGAUGGUUUUCUGCGGAGUGGCGCUGAAGACACCUUCCCCGGCGCACCAGGCUCGACCCCACCACGUUAUAGCUACAGUCGAUCCAACACACCGUUCACCACCGGCGGAAUCUCGCGUGGCCCGACACCAAACCCAAUCGACGGAGGGAUUCGACCCGCUAGUCAGCCAUAUGGUCCGUGUUCCUCGCCCGCCCCAGCUUCAUUUGGUGGCCCGAUCGCCCUGGACGAGGAAAUGGAAAUCGCGGCUCUGGCGGAGAUAGAACGGGACAUCUACCUCGGUAUGGAGGCACUUGAAGAUGCUUUUGAGGCCCUUCACUGCAAGGCAGAGGUGGUGCGGCGCGCGCUCCGCGAACGUGGCGCAGGGCUGUCGAUUGCAAACCAGAACCGUCGCGGUUCCUACGUGGAGGCUCGCCUGGGGACUCCAGCCUCUGGCUUAGGCGUAUGGGAUGAUGGGGCAGACGACGACUUCUUAGAUGACGCCGUGUCGUUGGCUCCAGAUGACUCGGCCAGCAACAUCAGCUCCAACCGCCGGCGCCGUCCAAAGCGUCGCACUGAACGACGGACACCUGCUCCUGUCGAAGAGGAGGACGAAGAAGAAGUAUACGACAGCCGACGAGGCUCCCGGAGAAGAUGAUCCACGGCAAUAGUCCUUGAUGGCGACCAACUCCUUUCAACCCAUAUACAAAAUACCAAUAACGCAACCGCAUCCGCCUGGUUCUCUUUAUUAUAGUUUCAUUUCAUUCAGCGUCAUGACACGACAUCUAAACGAGCGCACGGAACCACGAAUGCACGAAUUGCGACGAGACGAGACGAGAUGAGAUGAAAUGUAUCAACGCAUUGAAGACUCGAGGAAGUCGAGAUGGCGGGUGUGUAUGUAAAUGACAUGCACGACACCUAAUGUUUAUGUAUUUUAACGAAGUUUCCUUUUCUUCCUGUUGUUUUGUUCGUCCGGUUUUCUUGUUUCUCGAUUCCCACCCAUCAACUGCUGACAACGAUAAUGACUUCGUUGUACAUACGCCCCCUCUGAUGUUAUGACUUUAUGAAUCGGUGAAUACCAGCUGCAUAUAGGUGUCCUUUAUAUUUAGAUAUUAUGCUUGAAUAGUAUAUUUGUCU
This is a messenger RNA of Aspergillus neoniger CBS 115656, 5864 nucleotides long. RefSeq lists its product as uncharacterized. Gene Ontology annotation, molecular function: catalytic activity; DNA binding. Bases 364 to 5385 code for a protein of 1673 amino acids. The record is from RefSeq and is a predicted model, not a curated record. Lineage: Eukaryota; Fungi; Ascomycota; Eurotiomycetes; Eurotiales; Aspergillaceae. The transcript has 5 exons. Gene Ontology annotation, cellular component: nucleus. Gene Ontology annotation, biological process: base-excision repair.